Boeremia exigua is the source of this 2664-nucleotide messenger RNA. RefSeq lists its product as uncharacterized. Lineage: Eukaryota; Fungi; Ascomycota; Dothideomycetes; Pleosporales; Didymellaceae. Gene Ontology annotation, molecular function: DNA-binding transcription factor activity, RNA polymerase II-specific; DNA binding. Gene Ontology annotation, biological process: regulation of DNA-templated transcription. The record is from RefSeq and is a predicted model, not a curated record. Bases 1 to 2664 code for a protein of 887 amino acids. The transcript has 2 exons.
AUGUCCGUCACGAGCGACAACCUGGAGGAGUUCUUCGACUUCGCACAACUCGAGCAGGACAGCGGAGUGUACGAAGGGCUUGCAUUCGCUGAAGAUGUUGGAAUCGCAUUCGUUGAGGAUGUUACCGCCAUGGAGUGGCAACCAUCGGGCGCUGACUACCGUCCAAUACCAGACAGACAAUCACAGGAGCUAUGCGUUCAGUGGCCUCUGAGAGAGACCCUGAGUCAGUCACACAUCCACAAUGAUACACAUACAGCAGCUUCUCUAUGGUCUAUCAGCAACACCCUUGUCACAAACGGUCACCAACAAUGCACUGAGCUUACGCCCACACCUUCUUCAUCAUUGCAAGCACCCGACAACGCCAGUCGCAUCACCGAUCAAAGGGCGGCACCUGCCGUCUCUCUGGUGGGUGGUGCAUCCAAUCCCCCACACGUAAGGUUGGGAAGGGACGCCAUCGAUAGGAUAGGCGCACAAUCUACGGAUCGUAGCAAAGUCACGCCCUUACAGACGUCCAAGAUAUCCUUGCCAACUCGCCAUACUUCGUCUUCGAGCUGGAAACCAGCAUCAGCUAAGCGCAAAGGCCCUCAAAGCAGGAUUCCGCUCGAAUCAAGACAUAUUCUUGAGGACGAAUUUGCUACAAAUCCAUACCCUUGCUCUUGGGAAUACGACAUCAUCGCUCAUCAGGCCAACCUUGACGUCAAGAAAGUCCGCAAUUGGUUUAACAACACUCGGGCCAGGAAGAAGGGUGAAGAUCUUGAUGAUAACGCUCGACAAGACCCUCACGAGAGUAUACACACCCUCAAGCCAAAGCUAUCUAGAGACAGCCUGGAAGCUCUUGAUACUCACACAGAAAAGGCUGUCGAACCCCCUCAACCACCAAUGGCAUUCUACCUUGCACAGUCCUAUCAAGAGGAGGGUGUCGAACUUACUGAUAUACAGGCUGCCAUGGACAAUGAUUCGUUUAGUGUUAGCGGCCUCUCUGAUAGAGGCGUAUGGUCAGCAUCGAGAAGAGGAUCCGCAGUCGAAUCGACCGUCUCGUCUGAGGGUACGGCAGCAACAUCCUACACUGUCUCCUCGAACGGGAGCCGUAGUAAUGUUUCCUCCUUUGGUCGAGAGCGGCGACGUGGCCGGCGACGGAUGGCAUGGAAAGAAUCGCCUCUUACUCGGUCUAUCAAUGGCGUGAACAGCGCUGGUCAGCCUCAACAAGAUCUACCAUUCUUCUGCACCUUUUGUCCACGAGCUUUCAAGACAAAAUACGAAUGGAUCCGCCACGAAGACUCCGUACACGCCCUUCGAACAACUUGGAUAUGUUGCGACACGAAAAACUUGCCCCUCCAGUCUUGCCCGUUCUGCGGUCAUAUGCAUCCUGACGACGCCCACAUGGCAACGCACAAAUACGAGCAAUGCCGAUCUAAACCCGAGGCGCAAAGAACGUUCUACCGUCGCGACCACUUUGUGCAGCAUCUUCAUCACAUUCACUUUGCCAAUGCCAAACAUCCAUCGGUGCGUGUCGGCUGUCAAGCGCGCCUACUGGCAUCAGAAGGACACAACUUUGGCUGCAAGGACCUUUCGCUCAAGUGGCGAAGGUUUGGUGCACCCAUGAAGAAAGACGACCCGAUGCUACACUGCGGCUUCUGUGGCAAAAUACCCAAAGACUGGUCAGAGCGUUGCGAACACAUAGCUGAGCAUCUCGCUGCUCGUGACCUCACUCGGUCCGUAUGGUGGCCAGAACGAAAGGAGAACCAUCUCGAGAAUCUCUACUCCACCACGCCGUUUGAGUCUUUCAGGUGUCGCUACUGCUUGAAAGUGUUUACGGACAUACAGGCUAUGAAUGAGCACACUCACUGUCGUGUCUGGAGUUGUCGUUUCCUACAGAGCUUCGACGAUGUGGCUGCCGAGAACGCCGGCCCGCCGCUCUGUCAAGACUUUCCCUCUGCCAAAGCUCACCACUGUCAUCUCUGUGGAGCUGGCUACCGCGCUGUUCAUGUUGAGCACGCCCAAAACUACCACAGGUAUAGGUCUUGUAACCAGGAAUUUUACGAAUCAGAGGAGGCCUUCCUUCAGCACUUGCACAACUUCCACGGCGCGUCUCAUCCUACCUUGUUGCGAGGCAACCCUGUCAUAGAGCAAACGUUCAUGCGUAACAAGGGGGCUUCCUUUGAGCCCGUCGAGUUCAACGAAAUGACACAGCCAUGCCUCGUGGAACUCGAGGCAACACCACUGACGCCCUUCACUGUUGAUCAGUCGGCUUUCCACGCAACCAACAGUGGAAAACAAGAUCCAAAACAGCACAAGAGGUCAUCUCCUGUACGAAGGCAGUCUACAAACUCACCCAUUCAUCAGACCUCAGAAGCAUCAAGAACGCAAAAGCAACGGUCAGAAACGGCAACAACGAAGGCAGACUCCCACGAGCCCCGGUUCCUUCGACUGAGCACUUAUGUACCAUUUGUGUCAUCGCGCAUCUUCUACUCGCGCUCUUCGAAGUCUGCCGAUCUACCAAAAGAUGAUCAAGCUGUUCUCGAAGAGGUACCAAAGCCGCACUUGACAGCUUUGGUGAUGAGCGCAGGCCUUGUCAGCAUGGCUGUGGCGCGUUGGACUAUCAGACCAAAGAAGCUUUCUAAGGACAGUCUGUUUGAAUUGGUGCUUGACGAAGAUGUUGACUGA